Messenger RNA from Funneliformis mosseae, 208 nucleotides. NCBI's taxonomy places the organism in Eukaryota, Fungi, Glomeromycota, Glomeromycetes, Glomerales, Glomeraceae. The record is from the annotation of a GenBank genome assembly.
AUGAAGACAGUGAUGGUGAAAUCAAGAGAUCAUGGCAGAGGAUUAAAAGGUUAUGGUAGAGGAUCAAGAGAUCAUGGUAGAGGAUUAAAAGGUCGUGGUAGAGGAUCAAAAAAUCAUAGUGAAGGAUCAAGAAAUUAUGACAGAGGAUCAAAAGGUGAUCAUAGUUGUGAAUUAGAAAGUUGUGAUGAUGAAGAGUCAAAAGGCCAUG